AUGCAAGCGUCGGAAGAAAGGUCAACGAACAACAGCAUCGACACAGCUGCUACCCAGCCAUCAGCGGACAAGAUGAUCUCUCCUGCAGCUCUUGCUUCCUCCGCCAUCGGACCCAUUCGCACUGCUGUCACUUCCGUAACUGCCUCGACAUUGGUACGACCCCUCUCGGGCAUCUUUGCCAUCAAUAAGCCCAGCGGUCCCACCUCAAUGUCAUUACUUGACGACCUCAAACCUCUCUUCGCAACCUCUCCCCUCUUUGCAGACGCCGACGGCAAGCGACCCAAGGACAACAGCCGAAAGCGAGGCAAGUUCGGCAAAGGCAAAGGCAAGUGGGCUGGUGGCAUCGCUGGUGCACCCAAGCUAGGUCAAGGUGGCACCCUUGACCCUCUCGCAGAUGGCGUACUAAUCGUGGGUGUAGGUAACGGCACAAAGCAGCUGCAAAAGUAUCUCGACUGUACCAAAGAGUACCGCAGCACGGGUUUACUUGGCUCUGCUACCACUUCGUACGACUCUUGUGAUCCCAUCUUGACACGCAAGUCGUAUGACCAUGUUACGCCACAGAGCAUUGCCGACCUUCUGCCGAGAUUCACGGGGGUAGUAUCGCAGAUACCACCACUGUACUCGGCAGUGAGGAUCGAUGGAAAGAGGUUGUUCGAGUAUGCGAGAGAAAAUUUGCCUCUGCCGAGACCGAUCGAGCCGAGAAAAGUGACCAUUCACGAGUUGCGGUUGGUCGACUGGCUCGAACCCGGAAAGCACCCAUUCAAAGAACCUGAACGUGAAGUUCCGGAAGAGCACAAGGCGCUAGUUGGCAGAGUCCUUGAUAUCGCCGGAAGGAAGGAAGGCCAAACAGACACAGUCAAGGAAGAUGAUGGUCAGCAGCAAGAAGAAGCACAGCCGAUAACAUGGAAGCGACUCCCAACCAGUAAAGACUCUUCAUCAACACAGACAGAGGACAAGGCAACAGAGGGAGCAGCAGGUCCACCAGCAUUCGUGCUCGAAAUGACCGUUUCUUCAGGCACUUACGUCCGUUCCAUUGUACACGAUCUAGCCAUUGCUGCCGGCUCAGCAGCACACGUACAAACACUUACACGAACACGUCAAGGCGAAUGGUCUAUCGAUACCCGCUCUGCUUCCAGCACGGAAGAAAGCGAAGCAGGCAAUGUCGGCGAUGUGGUUCGCGGCAACUGCAUCGAAUGGAAAGUGUUCGCGGAUGCCAUUGCCGAUAUGCAGCGCGAGAAGAGGGAUGCAUGUUAUCAAUCACCCCGUGAUGAAGAGGGCUUGCGGCCGUGGGAGAGGCAGCUUCUCAAAGUCAUCGUUCCUGUGUAA
Molecule: messenger RNA, 1326 nt
Organism: Ustilago hordei
Lineage: Eukaryota; Fungi; Basidiomycota; Ustilaginomycetes; Ustilaginales; Ustilaginaceae
Exons: 1
Coding region: 1-1326 (441 amino acids)
Biological process (GO): mRNA pseudouridine synthesis; tRNA modification
Cellular component (GO): mitochondrion
Molecular function (GO): pseudouridine synthase activity; RNA binding
Source: RefSeq, a predicted model, not a curated record